AUGGCCCUUCCAGCUGACAGCUCCUUGGCGCCUUCACACAGGCUUGACACCGAGGCCUUGACACCCACAGGGGCCUGGAUGGCCGUGAGGCUGGUGGGCGGCCCGGGGAGAUGCUCAGGCCGCGUGGAAGUCCUGGUCCAGGACACGUGGGGGACCGUGUGUGAUGACCUCUGGGACCUGGCCGAGGCCGCUGUCGUGUGCCGCCAGCUGGAGUGUGGCCAGGCGGUGGCGGCCCCCCCGGGGGCCCACUUUGGGGCAGGUUCUGGGAAGAUCGCGCUGGACAACAUGCAGUGUGUGGGCAGCGAGAGCCACCUGGGGCAGUGUGUGCACAGGGGCGAGGCCGGGCACAACUGCGGGCACCUGGAGGACGCCAGCGUCGUCUGCACAGCCACACGCCUUUCAUCACCCACCAGGCCACCCAGGCUUAUCCCUACAUCUCCUCCGAGCUCCCCUGGAGCUUGCUGGGCCCCCCUGCGGCUGGCAGGCGACCACGGGAGCUGUGCGGGCCGCGUGGAGGUUUUCUACCAGGGCGCCUGGGGGACAGUGUGUGACGACCUCUGGGACCUGCCGGAAGCAAACAUUGUCUGCCGACAGCUGGGCUGCGGCUGGGCCGUGGAGGCCCCAGGCGAGGCCUACUUUGGGGAAGGUUCUGGAAAGAUCCUCCUGGACAACGUGCAGUGCAAGGGGCAGGAAGAGCACCUGGACGCAUGCUCCCAUGCUGGCUGGUUUGCCCACAACUGUGGGCACGGGGAGGAUGCUGGCGUGGUCUGUUCAGGUCCCCCUUUGGAUGUCAUGGCGGAGACGAAGGCUGCAGGAAAAUUUCAGUGUGGCAGAAUCAUUACUAACUCAUCUGGAGCUAUCAGGAAUCCCCCUCGGAACAAAAUGCAUGACAACAUAACAUGUGUGUGGGAAAUCAGAGCUAACGCAUCUGAUCACAUACGACUGGCGUUUCCAUAUCUUAACCUGGACUGCACCAAUGAGUAUUUUGAAGUCCUGGACGGCCCUCCAUCCUCAGCAAAGUCCCUGGGGAAGACCUGCUCUGGUACCUAUCUCACCUACUCGUCGUCCUCCAGCUCGCUGACGCUCGUGUACUACCGAAGCUACAACAACAUAGGGAAGAACUUCGUCGCGUAUUAUUACUCCGAAGCCAAAGAUGCUGUUUCCCAGACCCCACAUCUAAUCACAAUCCCAAUAGCAACACCCAAAGUGGUAAAAGCAAGACCAGUGAGCACGCGCCCAGGAGGCUACAUGACAGUCACCCGCUCUCUGUCUGCAGGGGACUGGCCGGAGCUGCGGCUGGUGGGCAGCUCAGGUCGGUGCUCAGGACGCGUGGAGGUCCUGCACCGGGGGGCCUGGGGCACCGUGUGCGACGACCUGUGGGACCUGAACGAAGCCAAGGUCGUGUGCCGGCAGCUGGGGUGCGGUCAGGCCGUGUCCGCCCUCGGGAAGGCCCACUUCGGCCCGGGCUCUGGAGACAUCUUCCUGGACAACCUGCAGUGCGCCGGGGCGGAGCGCUACCUGGGCCAGUGCGCGCACUCGGGCUGGUCGGAGCACAACUGCGGCCACCACGAGGACGCCGGGGUCAUCUGCUCAGGUAGCCUCUCCUCCUCCCGCCGGUCACCACCCAAUCCGCUGUAUCCAGAAAACUACCCAACAGACAUCCAGUGUGUGUGGGAGAUCCACGUGGAUAAGAAGUUCCGCAUAGAACUCAUGAUUCCAACUCUGAAACUGGAAGAUAUCCUUGGAUGCCCGUAUGACUCAGUCGAAAUCUUCGAUGGCCCCAGGAUCACCUCUCUCUCCAUGGGGAAGUUCUGUGCCUCAGCAGCUGUGAUGUUUUUCUCCUCCUCUGACAUCCUGACUGUGGUGUUCCGAAGUGAUUCCAUGAUCACCAACACUGGCUUUUAUGCUCUGUUCAAUGCGAUUCCCCAGGGCAGAAGAGAGUCAGGUUUAGAAGAUGAGCCAGAGCUGCGGCUGGUGGGCAGUUCUGGGCGGUGCUCUGGAUGCGUGGAAAUCCUGCACCAGGGAGCCUGGGGCACCGUGUGUGACGACCUACAGGACCUGAAAGAAGCCAGGGUCAUAUGCUGGCAGCUGGGGUGUGGUUGGGCCAUCGCUGCCCCGGGAAAGGCCCACUUCGGCCCGGGCUCUGGAGACAUCCUCCUGGACAGUUUCCAGUGUUUGGGGAACGAGAGCCACCUUGGCCAGUGCCCCAGUUCCGGCUGGUCAGACCACAACUGUGGUCACCAUGAGGAUGCUGGUGUCGUCUGCUCAGAUACCUCUCCCUUUCCUCCAGGGGCAGGUGAGUCCCUGAGGCUGGGGGAUGGCAGUCACAGAUGUGAGGGCCGGGUGGAGGUCUCCUACAACGGCACCUGGGGAACCGUGUGUGACGACAGCUGGGACCUGACGGACGCCAGGGUCGUGUGCCGGCAGCUCGGCUGCGGCGAGGCCUUGUCGGCCCCGAAGCAGAGCCACUUCGGUGGAGGCACCGGCCCCAUCAUCCUGGACAACGUGCAGUGCGCGGGGAGUGAGGCCAGGGUGUGGCAGUGCCCACACAGCGGCUGGUUCUCCCACAACUGCGGGCACCACGAGGACGCGGGUGUCGUCUGCUCAGGUGAGCCCCCGGGGACACGGCACACCUUGCUGGGGGCAUCUCACCCCAUCUUUCCUAGCAACGCGGUGCUCAGGCUGGCCAAUGGAAGCCAGCCCUGCGAGGGCCGCGUGGAGCUGCACUUCAACGGCAGCUGGGGGACCGUGUGUGACGACGGCUGGGACCUGCAGGAUGCCGAGGUGGUGUGCCGGCAGCUGAGCUGUGGCGGAGCAGUGUCAGCCCCCGGGAGGGCAAGAUUCGGCCGAGGCCUGGGCCCCAUCGCCCUGGACGACGUGAAAUGUGUGGGGACUGAAGCCAGGCUGUGGCAGUGUCUGCACGGCGGCUGGUUCUCCCACAACUGUGGCCACCACGAGGAUGCUGGCGUCGUCUGCUCAGGUUUGGGCCUGCGGCUGGCCGAUGGGGCAAGCCGGUGUGAGGGCCGAGUGGAAGUCUGCCAUGCCAAUACGUGGGGCACCGUAUGUGAUGACAGCUGGUCCAUCGAGGAUGCCCACGUGGUCUGCAGGCAGCUUGGCUGUGGCCAGGCCGUGUUUGCCCUCUCAGGGGCCAGAUUCAGCCCCGGGGUGGGCAGCAUUCUCUUGGACGAUGUCAACUGCACGGGCAGUGAGUCCUCUCUGGCGCAGUGCCCUCACAGCGGCUGGUUCACCCACAACUGUGGGCACCAUGAAGACGCUGGCGUUGUCUGCUCAGAUCUGCCCAUGGUGAGGCUGGCCGGCAGCAGGAGCAGGUGUGAGGGCUGUGUGGAGAUCCACCACCACGGCACCUGGGAGACAGUGUGUGAUGACCCCUGGGACCUGCUGGCUGCCCGGGUGCUGUGCCAGCAGCUGGGCUGCUGUGGACCCCACGAGGUCGCCGGGGCCAUCUGCGCAGACCUCCGCCUGGUGGGCGGGCGCAGCCGCUGCGAGGGCCGGGUGGAGGUCCGGCAUGAGGGUGUGUGGGGCACGGUGUGCGACGACCACUGGAACAUCAGGGACGCCCGCGUGGUGUGCCGCGUCCUGGGCUGCGGGCGCGCGCUGGGCGCCCUGGGGCGCAGCCGCUUCGGCCCGGGCUCGGGGCCCAUCCUGCUGGACGACGUGCGCUGUGCGGGCACCGAGGAUGCGCUGGGGCGCUGCGCCCACGCGGGCUGGGCACGCCACGACUGCCAACACCGGGAGGACGCGAGCGUGGUCUGCGCAGUUGUCAUUGACCGAGGCUACCUCCGGAGGCUGGGCUACUCGUCCUGGGACAUCCAUUUAAAUGAUGAGCUGUGUCACCCCCGAGUCACAGGGCGCUACCUGAUCUUCAACAUUCCCUAUGGCCACUGUGGAACCAUCAGACAGGAAAGCCGCGGCUCCCUCAGCUACUCCAACUCCAUCAGAGGCCGAACCAGGGGCCACCCCGGCCGAGUCGUCGUGCGGCACAGGGUGCCUCGGCUCAAGUUCACCUGCAGGGUGGACGGCCCGUCAGCAGUGGAAGUCGUCCCUGGGGAGAAUGCUGGCUACGAUGUGUCCAUAUCGUUCCUCGAGUGGCCCCUGUCCCAGCCUGGAGAAAACAUGGGGCCACACGUCGCCAGCCAGAGGAGAGAGGUCUUCCUCCAGGCCACGCUCCACAGCCCCAACCCCAGCCUGCGGGUCUUUGUGGAUACCUGUGUGGCUUCUCCAGACCCCAGUGAUUUUACAACUGUCAAGUAUGAUUUGAUCCAGCAAGGGUGCAUCAAAGACAAUACUUAUAUCAACCUGCACUCCUGGCAAAAGAAUGUCGCCCGAUUCAAGUUCAACAUCUUCAGCAUUCUCACCAGCUAUGACGUGAUCUAUCUGCAGUGUAAGAUCACCAUCUGCGAAGUGGGGGACCAUUCCUCCCGCUGCCCCCAGGGCUGUGCAGGGCGGAGUAAGAGGGGCACAGGCCUCAGGAAGCCCACAGGAGAGCAGACUGAGCAUUUCCAAAUCUUCAAAGCCUCACGGGAAACCUGA
Dama dama (fallow deer) is the source of this 4551-nucleotide messenger RNA. RefSeq names its product deleted in malignant brain tumors 1 protein-like. Gene Ontology annotation, cellular component: membrane. The transcript is spliced from 24 exons. The record is from RefSeq and is a predicted model, not a curated record. The coding region runs from base 1 to 4551 and encodes 1516 amino acids. NCBI's taxonomy places the organism in Eukaryota, Metazoa, Chordata, Mammalia, Artiodactyla, Cervidae.